AUGGAGGGACCUUCAGGAAACUCAUUUCCAAGCCAGCCUUUGAUCGGAAGGCUCACAAGGAGUAUAAUACCUCUGAAAUUACAGAAGAGGAUCCAGGCUGUCCUGAACAAGGACAAAAGCAAACGCCGAGGGAAGGUAACUUCUCCUAUGAGGAUGACCAGUUGCAUCUUCAAAAGUUCUGUGACCAGAAUAACGGCCCAUCCUGAAAAUACCACCAGGCACAACAGGCAAGAAGAGACGCUGGAGAAACCCCAGCAGCUCUGUGCAUUCAGGAGACUGCAGGAACAUCACAUUGAAGACGAAGAGACAGUGCGAGAGGCUCGUGAGCAGUCGCCAUCUAUAUCCUACAGUCAAGGAGUGACAGUGCCAAUGGCUCUUCAGCUGUCGCCAUCUGUUAACCUUCAACAAGUAACUGCUGCGGAUAUCCGGAGACAGUCCCGGAGGGUGGCGAGGGCCAGGAAGAGACUGGCGGAGGCCUUAGAAUUAGACAGGCUUGCCAGGCAAGAAGAGAACAUGGAGGGAUAG
Molecule: messenger RNA, 525 nt
Organism: Chionomys nivalis (European snow vole)
Lineage: Eukaryota; Metazoa; Chordata; Mammalia; Rodentia; Cricetidae
Product: putative methyl-CpG-binding domain protein 3-like 5
Exons: 2
Coding region: 1-525 (174 amino acids)
Source: RefSeq, a predicted model, not a curated record